Syngnathus acus (greater pipefish) is the source of this 3506-nucleotide messenger RNA. RefSeq names its product SH3-containing GRB2-like protein 3-interacting protein 1. The record is from RefSeq and is a predicted model, not a curated record. Gene Ontology annotation, cellular component: cytoplasm; plasma membrane. Lineage: Eukaryota; Metazoa; Chordata; Actinopteri; Syngnathiformes; Syngnathidae. The transcript is spliced from 23 exons. The coding region runs from base 509 to 3121 and encodes 870 amino acids.
UUUCUGUCAGAUGGAAGCCGAAGGCAUCGGGGGACAGCGGCCAUGUGACCACGGAUGCCAGGAUUGGUUUAGUGCAGCUGUGACAUCAGCAAAGCAGCCAUUCCCUCCCACCUCCCUCCGUCUUAGUCUUCCUCGCUCUCCUGAGCGCUCCGUGUUCCCCCUCUUCCUUUCCUCAGCAUCUCUCCACCGAGCCAGCUUUCGCGUGCCUUGGCGCUUGGGGCGUCCAGGACCGAUCGGGCCCCUUAUUCCAGGAUUAUCCCCACGGCUUUCUCUUCCUCUCUCUUGCUGUCCUCCACAGCUGCUGUCAUUCACCCUCUCCCUUGCCCUCCCCUCCUCUCAUCUCUGUAUACGGGAGUUGGGCCUCUGAGGGAGUCAACCUCCGCGUUUGGCCGGGGGAACCGGGCGCAAUUAGCCAUGCCCUGCCCGGGCAUCCUUUGACCAUCUGGAAUCAUUUCCCACUCGUGUCCAUCUGCACACCAGCGGCAGUGUAGGAUGAAAAUCUGCAACCAUGAUGCAAGGACUGAAAAAGCGAACUAGGAAGGUCUUGGGCUUACAAAAAAAAGACAAGGAUGCAGAGACCACGAGCUCACCUGACAAAGAAGCAAGUGCGAGUGGAAAGAAAAGAAACAAAAAGACUAACGGAGCACCCAAUGGUUUCUAUGGAGAGUUUGACUGGGACAGAUACGCAUCGCCCGAUGUGGAUGAGGAAGGUUUUAGCCAACGUCCUGGCGCUGAAGGUGAUGCAGCUUCCACAGGAAAGCAGUUUUUCUCCUCCAGCGAUUCAGAGGACGAGGAAGAAAGCAAGAGAAAGUUCCAAAUCAGGAUCAAGCCACUGGUGACUGAGAGUGCCAAAUGUAUCCCUCCAUCGGUGGAUGAGCUCAAAGCCUCAGUUGGAGGUUUGGCGCUUUCUCCAUCUCUGAAGAGAAGUCCGAGACGCAGCCCGGGACAGAUAAAGAGGCACCUGUCAUGUGAAGAGAUUGCUCGACCCAGACGCUCGACCCCCACGCCAAGUCCUGCCCCUGACACCUCAAGUGACAGACUAUCGCAGAACAGCCCCCCCGCCUUCUUCAGACUGCCCUCACUGAGCCAAUAUGCCAGAUAUGAUGUGCUUCCUGCUGAUGUCUGGGGAGGAUCUCAGCCAAGGUCGGAGUCGCCUUUGAGCAAAAGUUUCCCGACGGGAGCUCCUCCUCCGCUCCCUCCCAAGAACAUAUCGCGGAGUCAAGGCUAUCCUUCGCAAUCUGCAGUUGAUUUACCCAACAGAAGAGCAACUUGCAGUUCUGCCCCCAUCUACCUAAGCGUCUUGUCGCCCUCAUCCCACCGAGGCUCGGCGGCGCCCGACCUGGACGAUGUGUUUGGUAGCCCGCGCGCUGCCGAAGACACCCCGUCCGCCAGAUGGGUUACUUUCACAAAUGACAGACCUCCGCCACCAGAUGAGCCCGCUCCGCCCCCUCCACCAGAUUCUCCCGCCCCGGACACCCCCUCGUCCACACCCUCCACCCCGCGUCUCUCGCCGGGACCCCCUCCCAACGAGCCUCCGCCUUCACCUCCGGCCGUCUCUCCUGACUCUUUGCCUCUUUUCACGCCACCGGACUCACCCACUUCCAUCAUGUUGGGACCUCCUCCUCCGGAUGAACCGGCCCCUCCCCUGCCCCCUUAUUUCUCGCCCAGCAGUUCGCCAGCUGUCUGCCUUGAUGAGGAGGCCAUUGAUGAGGAGGUGCUGCAGUUUGCGCAUUACUCGCCCUCCCCAGUAUCAAGAAGUCCCGUGCCUCCUCUGCCAGCGGAGAGACGGUCUCCUCGAACAGGAGUUAUAUCACCGCUGCUUUUGGGGGGAGUAGGGGGGAAAAGGACGCCCGAGGCGCUGCACCUGAGAGACGACAUCCCAGAUUUGACGGGUUCACCAAGAGAGCUAACGGCGAGCUUCCGCGGAACGCCGCCUCCUCUUCAUCCGACCGCGUACCGAUCCAUUGUGUCUUCCCCUGGGCCUCAUUCAGGAGCAUCUUCACCAGCCCGCUGCGCUACCCCCCAGUCUCGUGGCAGUCCGGUCCCUCCUCCUCCUCCUCCGCGGCCUUCUUCGCGGCCAAAGUUGCCCCCCGGAAAACCCACCCCAGACCUGACUCCGCCCUUCAGUCCUUCUGUGUCUGGAAGCCCUCCACCUUUUGCCCCACUGGCUCGGGCAGAGAGCUCCUCUUCCAUCUCUUCCAUAACGUCGCAGAGCGCGGCGUCCACACCCACUUUAGGGCGGGACCUCAAUCUGUCCAACACAGGGGGUUCAAGAGGGCCCAGCCCGCUUACCAUGGGACCUCAGGACACUCUGCCAGUGGCAGCGGCCUUCACAGAAACCAUCAACGCUUACUUCAAAGGCGCCGACCCCAGCAAAUGUGUGGUGAAGAUUACCGGGGAACUGGUGCUCUCCUUCCCGGCAGGCAUCACCAGGCAUUUCGCCAGCCACCCGACUCAACCCGUCCUCAUCUUUAGCAUCGGCAACUACACCCGACUGGAGCAGGUCCUCCCCAAUCCACAGCUGCUGUGCUGUGAUUCCCCAACAGACAGCGUAGAGACCAAGCAGUUCUGGGUGAACAUGCAAAACUUGAUGAGUCAUCUUAAGAAAGUGGCUGAGCAGAAGCCCCAGGCGACAUACUAUAAUGUGGAUAUGAUCAAAUAUCAGGUGUCAGCAGAUGGAAUCCAGUCCACUCCUCUCAAUCUCGCCGUGAGUUGGCGCGGCGAUGCCGACAACACGGACCUGAGGAUAGACUACAAAUACAACGCAGAGGCCAUGGUGACCCCGGCGCCGCUUCACAACGUCCACUUUCUGGUUCCUGUGGAUGGAGGCGUAGCUAAACUCCAGGCUAUGGUCCCACCUGCCACCUGGCAUCCAGAGCAGCAGAUGAUACAGUGGAAGAUUCCCAGCCUUUCCAGUAGGUCUGAAAAUGGAGGAGUCGGGGCUCUGCUGGGCCGCUUCCAGCUGACAGAGGGUCCGUGGAAACCCUCCCAGCUGGCAGUUCACUUCACCAGUGAGGGCAGCACUAUGUCCGGUUGCGAUAUCCAACUGCUCGGGACUGGCUACAGGCUCUCCCUAAUUAAGAAGAGAUUCGCUGCAGGGAAAUAUUUGGCAGAUAAUUAGUGGACCCGCCAAUGCACACAAGCAGGGGAAUCCGUGGUUUGUUUGUUUUUUUUGCCUCUGACGACAAUGACUCCGUUUUAAACUUUACAGCAUCCAUCAGUAGAAAGAUGGCUGCUGAGUGUAUGCAAAUCAUGUAGUUUGUUACUUGAAACACUUUUGGGCCCUAAAGGAGUGAAAUCCUAAUUGACUCCUGGAAGCUUAAUCGUGGAUCCAUACAGUGAUGCAGCCAAACCUCCCUAACUUUGUCCAACUUGUCAUUGUAAAUUUAUUGUAAAAGAUAAUAGAUGAUAUAUUAUGACCACAGGGUGGAAAAUGUACAAAAAUUGUAUGAUAAGGAGGGUUAUUUUCCAAUGGAAAUGUAUUCAUUUAGAGAUUAUUUAAAAAA